This is a messenger RNA of Cinara cedri, 847 nucleotides long. The record is from the annotation of a GenBank genome assembly. Lineage: Eukaryota; Metazoa; Arthropoda; Insecta; Hemiptera; Aphididae.
AUGUCUAUGAAAAAAAUCAGUGAAACAUUUAAACUGAGUAUAAAAACAAUAUAUUUAUGGCGAAAAAGAAGAGAAAAAACAGGGAGCAUCAAAGCGGCAUCUGGAUACCAAACAGGACACAGAAGGAAGAUAAAAGAUAUGGACAAAUUCAUCAAAUUUUUGGAGGAAAAUGAAGAAAUAACAGCUGAUAAGAUCAUAGAAAAUUUGGUAAUAUGUGCAAAAAUACGGUGUAUAAUUACUUAAAAAAAGUGGGCUACACAUAUAAAAAAAACCUUCUUAUAUCAGGAAAGAGAUGGAAAAAAGCGUAAAGAAUUCGUAGAAAAAAUAGCAGAAAUAAAAGAAGAAAACCUAAUAUUUAUAGGAAGAAAAUCUGGUAUUUAUAGACGAAUCUGGUAUUGAUGACAACGAGUUUUAUGCGUACGGAUGGGCCCCUAAAGGCAAGAGAUUAUUUGCAGAAAAGCAUGCAUUUAAGAAAAAAAGAAUUAGUAUUAUUGGAGCGCUAAAUGAUGGAAAAGUUGGCGCUCCAUGUGCAUUUGAGGGAUAUUGCAACAGUGAGCUUUUUGAAGCAUAUGUUGAAAAAAUUUUAGUGCCAACAUUAAAGCCUGGGCAAACCAUAAUUCUUGACAAUGCAAGCUUUCACAAGUCCGUAAAAAUCAGAAAAUUGAUUGAAAAUGUAGGGUGUAAAGUGCUGUUUUUGCCGCCAUAUUCACCAGAUUUGAACCCAAUUGAACAUUUUUGGUUUGCCAUAAAACACGCCGUCAGAAAAAUACUGCCAAUUUUUUCGCCAAAUAUUAACGCUGCUAUUGAUUUUAUUUUUCAAAAAUCAGGUAAACCUUAUCUUGAUUAG